Peronospora matthiolae is the source of this 615-nucleotide messenger RNA. NCBI's taxonomy places the organism in Eukaryota, Oomycota, Peronosporomycetes, Peronosporales, Peronosporaceae. The record is from the annotation of a GenBank genome assembly.
AUGAAGGAUCCGCAGCUACCGUUGGUCCGGUCAGCGAAUAGAGCGCAUGAUGCAUGGUCGCGGCUGGAAGGACAUUUCGAGAAGAAGAGCCUUGCAAACAAUCUCUUUCUUCGUCGUUGCUUCUUUACGGCCAAGAUGGAAGAAGGUGAUGAUGUGUUGAAACACAUCAACAAGAUCAAGACUCUGACGGAGCAGCUCGACGCAGUGAGCGCUCCGGGCAGCGAAGACGAUCUAGUGAUUACGCUACUCGCAAGUCGAAGCGAUUCGUACGAAUUCCUCAUCACGGCGUUAGAGUCACGAGCCGACUUACUGUCGAGGGAGCUCAUCAUGUCUCGGCUGCUGCAUGAAGAUCUCAAGCGCAAGGAGCAAGGCCUUGAAGGAGCAGUGAACGGACAAGGUCAAUCGUUUGUGAACCAAGACUCUGGUCGGCGCACUGGAAGACAAGCGCCAGCAAAGACAAGCAGCGCCUUUCAUUACUGUGGGGAGCACGGAAAUUCGAUUUUCACGUGUACAGCUCGGAUGAGGGGGAACGCAAAGCGACAUCAGUCGCAGCGUGCCAACCUUGCGCAGAGGAACGAUAACCAAGGCGACUACCUUACUAGGUUAAUGAUUUAA